Molecule: messenger RNA, 2004 nt
Organism: Danaus chrysippus (African queen)
Lineage: Eukaryota; Metazoa; Arthropoda; Insecta; Lepidoptera; Nymphalidae
Source: the annotation of a GenBank genome assembly
AUGACUAUAUCGUACGCCGGUGAAGUUCCAAAUGGCAGCAGUUUUGGAUGUUUCUGGCGGAUCCUCUGCAAAUGGCGUGGCAGCGUUUACAAGUUGGUAUGGCGGGAGCUGUUGGCGUACCUCACUCUCUACUAUACCAUCAACUUGCUGUAUCGGUUCGCGCUCACCGAGCAUCAACAAAGAAUAUUCGAGAAGGUUCGACAGUACUUCGGCGCUCAGAGCGAGUCUAUCCCGAUGUCCUUCGUCCUUGGUUUCUACGUAAGCCUGGUAGUGAAGCGUUGGUGGGAGCAGUACAAGUUGCUGCCUUGGCCGGACACACUCGCUCUGUUCAUCUCCGCGGGCAUCCCCGGAGCGGUCAGUAAAGACGAAACCGGGCGGCUGAUGAGGCGGAAUAUAGUCAGAUACGCCAUUUUGGCAUACGUGAUCACCUUGCAGCGAGUCUCACUCAGGGUCAAGAGACGGUUCCCCACGUGGCAGCACGUUGUGGACUCCGGUCUGAUGUUGGAGAGUGAGAGGAAGGUAUUCGAGAAGAUGGACGGUAAGAGCCCAAUGUCCAAAUACUGGAUGCCCCUUGUGUGGGCAACGAAUAUCAUCAACAGGGCGCGGAAGGAAGGCUUGAUCACCAGCGACCACAUCGUGCAAACUCUCUUGGUCGAGCUAUCUGACAUCAGACGACGGUUGGGAGCGCUUAUCGGGUACGACACUGUGUGCGUGCCUCUCGUCUAUACACAGGUUGUGACAUUAGCCUUGUACACAUACUUUGUGGCAGCACUGAUGGGUCGGCAGUUGGUGCCACCUGCUCCUGGUAGUACCUCCAAAUACGAACCAGAUGUUUACUUCCCGUUAUUCACAGCCUUACAAUUUUGUUUCUACGUAGGCUGGCUAAAGGUUGCGGAGGUUCUUAUUAACCCAUUUGGUGAAGAUGACGAUGACAUUGAGCUGAACUGGUUAAUCGAUAGACACAUAAAGGCGGCAUAUAUGAUAGUGGAUGAAAUGCAUGAGGAACAUCCAGAACUUCUCAAAGACCAAUACUGGGAAGAGGUAGUUCCAAAGGACCUGCCGUACACUGUUGCCUCAGAGCACUAUCGCCGUCACGAGCCGCCCUGCUCCGCUGACCACUACAAAGUAAAAGCAGAAGACGCUGUAUACGCCAAUGUACAAGCACCUAGAAAAAGCCAUGACGAAACUUAUGCUGAUUAUGAGAGUGUAGAUACACCAUUGGUAGAACGACGAAAAAACUGGUUUCAGAGACAGAUAUCAAGAAUGGGUUCAGUACGAUCGGCUUCCACUGAUUAUUCUUCUGGUGGGCUAUUUGGAAGAAACCGACAUAAUUCUAUGGUGUACUCCAGUCCAGAGACGGGCCAGCCCACUGCACCGCCGCAACAACACCAUAAGAUGUCAUUGUACGAGAGACUCGUGGGCAGGAAGUCCGGGAGAGGACAACAUCGACAGAAUUCUAAGCAUGGCAGUCAAAAGAGUAAUGGAUCAGCAAUACCGAUAACAUUACGCAAUCGCCCACGUAUUCCUACUCCGGACGUGACCAAAGAGGUUAUGGACCGUGAGAACCGCAUCACAAUGGGGAUGCAGAAUAUGGGUGUAAUUAUGGCUCACCAGGGCUACCAAAACGAGGUGCCUGUUUUAGGAGCUCUCGUACUCUCUCCAAUCCAAGAGCUUGACAGUGGCUCCGUCAACAACACUUUGCAUGCCGGACAGCCUGGGACUACAGCACUAGCACAAGCUGUGCUAUCUCCUGGUUUGGCUUCAGGUUUAACACCAAUGCUGACAGCAGCGCCUGUGGUGUCGCCGGUGACAUUGUCCCCCAUGGGGGUGUCACAGCUUCUUGGUAGUUCGACACCAUCAACACCUCGCGCAGACCGCACACCGCCUGCUCCACGUGCCACAGUCACUGAGCUACCGUCUGACAGCGAACACAGCGGGUCAGGGACGCCGCCAGAAUUCAAUAGAAAGCCAAACGGCUCUAAACGAGGAGAAGUCUAUGUAUAA